AUGCUCAAGUUCUACCGCACUGCACAUAGCCUCCUGGACUCACUGGCUACUUGGACUGGAAUGAUGGAGCUUCCCUUGCCAGAGUGUUCAACCCUUACAGACCUUCUGAAGGGUCGCCUCUGGGGUCUGAGUCAGAGGAAUACAAGGUCAGCCCUGCCUGACAGCCCCGAAGUGAAGGCUGUGAAGUAUGAUGAACAGGAAACACAGGAUGAGAUUUCUAAGCUCAAAGAGACUUUGUGUCUCCAAGAAGAAAUCUUACAGGGUUUCAUUUCUGAUCUGGCGGUCUUCAAGGAGCAAGAGUGCCGAAGAGAUGCUCAGAUCACACAGAAUAAGAUAAGACUUUGUGAACUGGAAUAUUCAGUACACUGUACCAGGGAAAAGAAGCCAGAGAAGGAGGGCACCAUCACUAAUGGUGAAGUGCGAAUCAAGGAGUUGGAGGAGGGCCUUAACCAUCUCAGAGAGAAGAAGGAGAGGAUUGACAGUCAGAUUGAGGAGAGUCAGUGGAAGAUUCAGCAACUCGAAGAGGAUGUUCUUUAUCUAAGGGAGCUGGAAAAGACAAAAGCUGCUGUGAUUGAAAUAAAUAAAGAGAGAAAUCGAGAGCUGGAAGAAGUCAUUAGCUUUAUAAUGGAGCAAAAGCCAGUGAAAGAUGCCACACUGGCAGAUAGUGAACGACGCAUUGGAGAGGUGGAGAAGGGCCUGUGCAAUCUCAGGGAACACGAGCAGAGGAGAGACGAUCAGCUACGUGAGAGCAAAUGGAAAAUUUGCCAGUUGGAGGAGGAUAUUCGCUAUCUGAGGGAGGAAGAGAAGAAGAAAGUGGCUCAAAUUGAAGAAUUCGAAAGGAGGAACAGGGAACUUGAAGAUGUCAUUCGUUUCCUCAGAGAGCAAAACCAUGAGAAAGACGAGAAGAUUUCUGAUGGAGAAUGGCGAAUCAGAGAGAUAGAAAAGGGUCUUCACACUCUAAAGGAGAAGGAGCAGAGGCGAGAUGGUCAGAUCCGAGAAAGCAGUUGGAAAAUUAGCCAAAUAGAGGAGGAUAUUCAUCAUCUCCGUGAGCUGGAGAAGACCAAAUGGGCACAAAUUGAGGAUAACAAAGAAAGAAACAGAUGGCUGGAGAGUAUGAAUGCUCUCGGUGAUCAGGAGCGCAAGAUUAAUACCUUAGAGCAGAGAAUUGGUGAAAUAGAGGAGGGUGUUCAGUUUCUCAGUGGUCAAGUCCAAAAGACAGAAGGUCAAAGCAGGGAGGACAAAGAGCGAAUUAGGGAGGUAGAGGAAGGCAUUCGACUUUUACGUGAACAGGCCCAAGUGAAGGAUGGUGAGAUCCAUAAAAACAAACAGAGACUCAGUGUAUUGGAAGCAAGUUUUCACUUUCUCAGAGAACAGGAGCAGAGCAGAGACAAUCAGAUCAGGAACAAUGAGCACAAAAUCGAUCAGCUGGAGGAGAAAAUCUGUCAGGUCCAGGAGGCUUGUCUGAAAAAUGGCAAAGAUAGGUCUGGAGAAGUAAAAGAGGCUGAGCACAUGCAGGAUGAUCAGGUCUCAGAAGAUGAGCAGAGAAUUGAAGAGCUGGAGAAGAGUGUCCAGCUGCUCAGUGAGCAGGUGCAGAUUAGGGAAACCCAAUUCAAAGAGGACCAAAGGCGAAUCAAAGAGGUAGAGGAGGGCAUUCACCAGUUUAACGAGCUGCGGCAGCGCAGAGAUAGCCAACACGAAGAGACCAAACGGAGGAUCAUGGAGUUGGAAGAGGACAUUCACUAUGUGAGUGACCACCUGCAGAGAAGAGACAGCCAGAUAAGAGAUGAUGAACAGAGAAUAGAAGAACUCAAAGAGGGUGUUCAGUUUCUUAAUGAGCACCUGCAAAGGAGGGAUGGCCAGAUUGGUGACAAUGAGAAAAGAAUUGGGGAACUGGAAGAGGAUAUUCACCUACUCAGGGUGCAAGUGCAGAGAAGAGACUGCCAGAUGGUUGAGGAUGGCCAGAGGGUCAGGGAACUGGAAGAGUGCAUCCAACUUCUCAGGGAGCAGGGGCCAAAGAAAGACAUGCAUUUUGAAGAAAAUGAGCAGGUGAUUAGGCAACGGCAACAAGACGUGCACUUCAACAUCGUAUGA
Messenger RNA from Polypterus senegalus (gray bichir), 2091 nucleotides. RefSeq names its product golgin subfamily A member 6-like protein 22. The record is from RefSeq and is a predicted model, not a curated record. Lineage: Eukaryota; Metazoa; Chordata; Cladistia; Polypteriformes; Polypteridae. The coding region runs from base 1 to 2091 and encodes 696 amino acids. The transcript has a single exon.